Molecule: messenger RNA, 1157 nt
Organism: Octodon degus (degu)
Lineage: Eukaryota; Metazoa; Chordata; Mammalia; Rodentia; Octodontidae
Gene: Tgoln2
Product: trans-golgi network protein 2
Exons: 4
Coding region: 59-1081 (340 amino acids)
Cellular component (GO): trans-Golgi network; endosome; trans-Golgi network transport vesicle
Source: RefSeq, a predicted model, not a curated record
CGGAGGCCGCGCGAGCUCUCGCGAGAGCAGCGGAGAGCGGAAGCGCAGUCUGGGAAGGAUGCGGUUCUUCGUCGCGUUGCUCCUGCUGAGUGUCGCAGCGGAGGCCCCGCCGCCCACAUUGAAGCCAGGACAAAAUCAGAGCCCCACCACUGGGAAAGGACCAACUACACCUCAGCCUUCUACGAACAAAGACUCCUGCAGUCCUUCCCCCGGGGCCCCGCCCCGCCCUCCAUCGGUGUCAGGGCAACUACCUGACCACGGAGACCAGGGCACGCCGGAGCAGACAGCCACGAAGCAACGCCCUGGCUCGUCGGAAGCGCAGCAGCCUUCACAGAAUCCAAACCCAGACGAGUCGGAGGCGAAGCAGUCUCUGAAGCCCAAACCAGAAAACUCGAAACCAAACCCGAAAAACUCGAAACCAAACCCGGAAAACUCGGAGGAUCAACAGCAUUCCCCGCAGAAAGAAGACCAUGACACGACGGCGGUGCAGCAACAGCCCGCAGGACAAGAGCCCCUCAGGUUGGACCCAGCGCAGCAGUCCCCACCAGAAAGCUCCAAACCCAUAACCAACCCCUCUGGUAACAAGGGGCCCCCGGAAAAACCCCAACCACCUAAAAAAGGAAAUACCUCACCUCAUGAGUCCAACACUGAAGUGACAGCGGACUCUGACCUUUCUGCUCCUGGGCAGGAGGGAGACGACAAGUAUUCAGAGACUGUUCAGGAUGUGGAGCUCAAGGAGCCUGAAGAAGGGGAUGCAGGGCCGGAGGAGGGAUCACCUCUUGAAGAAGAGAAAGAAAAGCUGUCAGGGCCAGCCUCCAAUGAGAACCGAGAAGAGACGUUGUUGGAUUCUGGGAACAGUGAGAAGGAUGACCUUUAUAAGAACAGUCCUGGAAGCAGUGCCAGUGCAGAGAGCAGCCAUUUCUUUGCAUAUCUGGUGACCGCAGCCAUCCUUGUUGCUGUUCUCUAUAUUGCCUAUCACAACAAGCGGAAGAUUAUUGCUUUUGCCCUGGAAGGAAAAAGAUCUAAAGUCACUCGGCGACCCAAGGCCAGUGACUACCAGCGUUUGAACCUAAAGCUUUGAUUUGUAACCACAAGAGCCUUGUCCUCCCUGCUGAUUUGUUUCCGAAUCAAGAAAAAUGAAGAGAAAAGCAAUGUGA